CCCCAGAGUGGCUUUUCAAAUGAAUUCAUAUCAUAAAUCCACAUGUCUCAAAUCAUCUCGGCCCGCGCGGCGGCAGGCGCUCCUCAGGCCGGCGCGGGCGGUGGCGGCGCGCUCCCGCGGGCCGCAGCGCGGGCGCUCCUCUCGGGCCGCCGUCCGCCGCGCCGCCUCCUCGGCCUCUGCCAGCGGCGCCCCCGCGGGCAGGCGGGCCCGGCACGAGCUCCGCCUCCGCCGCGCCCGCCCCCCAGCCUCCGUGCCGGGCCUCGCGGGCUCCGCGCGCUAGUUCCCGCCGCGCCUCAUGCAGCCACGGUCGGCGCUCGCCCGGCGUCUCCGUCAGCGAGGCGCGCGCGCAAGACCGCCCGGGCGCAGUCCUCGCAGGACGAGCUCGGCCGCGGCGGCCGGUGCGGCUGCGCGGGGGAGGCCGGGGCCGCGCUCACCGGAUGCCCGACCCCUCCCCCGCGGCGGGCGCCCCUCGGCGGCCGCCGGCUGCGCCCCGGGCCCCCGCCGCGGUUGGUUCCGCCGCGCCGUCGCUUCCUGUCCCACCCGCCCCGAGGACCGGGAUCCGGUUGUCCCCGCAGGGGCCUCCGGCCAGAGAGGGUGCCCACCUGUGUGCGGACAAAGACGGCGGCAGCAAGUAAAGCCUCGGGGAGCCGGUGGCGAGCGGCUGAAAACGAAGGCGCCGUCGCCGCGCUCAGGCCCGGGGCGCCGCACAAGGCCACGCCUGAUGCGGAGCCACCUGUGGCGGGCCGGGUGGUUCGGUCGAGCCCGGCACCGGCGACUGGAUGCACGGCCGAGGGUGGGCGGUGAGGGGAGGCCACCGGCCCGCACCGCCGGAAGAGGCCGCCGGACCUCGGGGACCAGAAAAAAAAAAAAAAAAACCACGGCCAACCCCCUGCCCGUGCCUUCCACCCCUUUCCCUGGUGAAGUAGACCUCACUCAUUCUCAGAAUCCGCUUGGCCUCCCUGCCCGGUGCGAGACGGAAAGAACCGUGGGCCUCAGCCAUCAUCCCGCUGCAACCAACCAGCUGCCUUUGCCUUUUUCUCAGUAGCUCAUUGAGAGGCAUGUACCUUACGGCUUGCCAACCAUGAGCUGGAACUCGUCUCUUACAGGCGUUAAGGACUCCAUUUUCAUCUUUUAGAUCUAUAUUGUCAAUAGAUUGGGAGUAGAACCUUGUGCGGGGCCUUGAGUUAGGGUCCGGCUUCUCAGAAAGUGACAUUAGAAAUGAUAAAUCAUCUCUACUUGUCUACAAGUUCCGAGUACUCUAUUGGAAAGCAAAUCCACAAAAGUGUCUGCAUGACCUAAGGUGCCAUUUUUAAAAUACUAAUGUUAUAUUUUGAAACCAAGUCAAUUGGCCUGUUAAUGGUCCACAAGGAAACUAUUUUGAAUAAAAUGCAGACUUUAAAAGAAUAAUGUGUCUAAAAUUGAGAAGAUACUCUAGCUUGGAAGGCUAGAAAUUCAAGCCAUGUAUCCUAUAUAGCGUUUGUAUUUAGAUUAUGUUAAAGUGCUCCUCAA
Apodemus sylvaticus (European woodmouse) is the source of this 1509-nucleotide messenger RNA. Its product is annotated as translation initiation factor IF-2-like. The record is from RefSeq and is a predicted model, not a curated record. Lineage: Eukaryota; Metazoa; Chordata; Mammalia; Rodentia; Muridae. The transcript is spliced from 2 exons. The coding region runs from base 43 to 804 and encodes 253 amino acids.